Molecule: messenger RNA, 2120 nt
Organism: Grus americana (Whooping crane)
Lineage: Eukaryota; Metazoa; Chordata; Aves; Gruiformes; Gruidae
Gene: NKX1-2
Product: NK1 homeobox 2
Exons: 2
Coding region: 1-828 (275 amino acids)
Biological process (GO): cell differentiation; regulation of transcription by RNA polymerase II
Cellular component (GO): nucleus
Molecular function (GO): RNA polymerase II cis-regulatory region sequence-specific DNA binding; DNA-binding transcription factor activity, RNA polymerase II-specific
Source: RefSeq, a predicted model, not a curated record
AUGCCGGAAUGCCCGGACCGCGGGGCCAAGGCGGCCCCCAUCCAUCAUAAAAUCUCCUUCUCCAUCUUAGACAUCCUGGAUCCCCAGAAAUUCAGCAGGAGACGCGAACCAGCCGCGGGGAGCUGGGGCAGCGCCCCCCGCUCGGGCGAGCGGGAGAAAAGUUUGGGAAGAGUUGAAGUAGGAAAGGACGCUGCUGCUCCCGGCAGCGGGAGGAAUAAACUAGAGGCACAUGAUGCGCACUGCCCGGCGGAGAGCGGCGCGGAGGCAGCGGGGCAGGAGCGCGACGAGGAGGGCCCGCCCGGGGCCGAGGCCGGGACCGGGACCGGGACCCAGCCCGCCGCCCGCCCGCCCGGUCCGGAGGAGCCGGACUCGCCGCGGGGCGCCAGGCGGCGGCGGGCCGAGGCGGGGUGCGGCAAGCCGCGGCGGGCGCGGACGGCCUUCACCUACGAGCAGCUGGUGGCCCUGGAGAACAAGUUCCGGGCCACGCGGUACCUGUCGGUCUGCGAGCGGCUCAGCCUGGCGCUCUCCCUCAGCCUCACCGAGACGCAGGUGAAGAUCUGGUUCCAGAACCGACGCACCAAGUGGAAGAAGCAGCACCCGGGCGCCGACGGGGCGGCCCCUGCCGCAUCCCCCGCCGCGGCGGCAGCGGCGGGCGGCGGCAGCCCCAGCCCGCCGGGCCCCGGCGCUCUGUCCUUCCAGACUUUCCCUUCCUACGCCGCCGGCAACGUCCUCGUCCCGCCGGCCGCCCCCUUCCCGCUGGGCGGCGGCCCCUUCGCGCCCUUCCUCGGCCCCGCGUACCUCGGCCCCUUCUACGCCCCGCACCUCUGAGGUGGGCAGAGCCGCCGGGAGCCGGGCGGAGGGGCGGCGGGCCGCUCCCGGACGGUGGGGGUCGAGUCCCCCCCCUCGGCCGCCCGGGAGCCAGACACGGUCCUCGGCCCUUCUGUCCCAGCGGGGCACAACGUCUUCGCUUCUGGUGGUUGCAUGGCGAUUCGAAGUGUAAGAAAGUUGAGUUUUUCUAGUCGUCGCAGCAGCAUGUUUAAGGUACAUACUUGGACAAAGAGAAAAAAACCCACUGUAACCACCGGAUUUUAUUAGCGCAUUGGAGAUGUAAUUAUAGGCGUUGGAGAUGGGAAAAGUAACCCUCUUUACACAUGCCUGACACUAACUCCCUCCAGAUUCUUCUCCAAGUUCCUUUUUAAAACACUCCUCGUUGCCAUUUGGCUUGCCAGCACAUGUCUGAAACCUCGGGAGCUCAGGAGCUGUGGCACUUGUUAGUACUGCUGUUAUCCUGAUGCUGAUGCACGCGGCUGUUUCAAAUCCCAGGGAUGCUCGCCAGCAAAGACGUCCCCAGCCUCUGCUUUUGUUCAUGGGACUCGGUUGUGCCCCGUUUGACUCACGUUUUAUUAUUGUUUCUGACUUCUGACCUAUAAACCACCAGGUAUCCUGCCUGGAAGAGAGUUUUUGUCUGAGAAGGUGUAGGAAACUGCAGCUCCGUGUCAUCAGGCAACGAGUAGAAAAUCUGUGCGGUCAGUGGGAAAGUAUUCAGUUGCUGCUAACGUACAUGGCCUCUGCCUUUCUGUUCAGUUCAUCCCCAGUGACUUCAAAGGUUUUGGAUGAGAUGUCUGAAGAUCAUUCUUUUUGCAGAGAACAGUUGUUCUUGUAGUAACACAGCAUUAGUGCCAAAUGAGGCAGAAAAGAAAACAUAAAUCAGAGAAAAUGAUUACAUUAUUCAUUUCUUUAAAAACAGGGCAUUUGUGGUAGAAAAUAAGUAAAACGCAGAAUUUCCAGCAUGCCGAGACCUAUUCUCCAUAACAGAGAAACACAUGCUUUUUGUUUCUUGCUUUUCUGGAGCAUUUGUUAGACAGGAAAAUCACAUUUCAUCUUCGUUGUUACAAGCACUGGAAUGAAAAGAAAUUUUAGCUGGGGGCUUAUCCGUCCCUGAACGGAUGGGAAGUAAUUGGUUUAAAAAAAUCUGUCUCAUGCAGUUUCAUAGAUUAUUACAACACGCUGUUCAAGACUGUAUCCCCUCAGUCUCUUACGAUGCUUUAAAGUACACAUUGGCUCUCCGACCAAAAAACUUAGCUCAUAAAUCCUAUCUAUCUCUUCUUGUGUUUGUCUAA